UUUCAAAAGCGACUGUAACCCAUUGCAAGUUGCCCAGGUUACUCAAUUCGUAUUAGACCUGAACAUGACGAUCGUCACGCUGCUUUUUUGUUGGCUGGGGUUUACACAUUGCCUCGGUGAACCACACAGGCCUAUGUCUGUUCCUCUUUAAAAACCGGACAUAUCAACAUCAGGAACUAGACUGCAAAGUAUCAGCUGCAGUUUUUCACGACACAUAAUGAUGUUAUGACUACACUCUUGAUUGUAAGUGCGCACGGAUCAGACUGAUUAAACGGGUGAACUAGGGCUCCCUGGGUUGCAGUCAUCUACAGCCUAAUUUCUAGUAGCCUAGCGCGGGCAUGUAACAUAUUCGAACACUUUUUAAACUUCUAAGAGAACCAAGAUUCAAGUCAGCUAUGGACCCUGAUGAAAGUGUCCUUUCCCGUUUUGGACGGACGUUCUGGGCUGCCUUGGCCUACAUCACAGUCUCGGUGGUCAGAUUUCUGAGAACAGAACCUGACCCAGCGGGCCAGGACGGCCAACCCAGACAAGAUGAGGAAGAUGAUGUUUCUAGUGAGACGGCCGACCAGAAGUGCAGGGAGGAGCCCCCAAAGAGCGACUUGACCAGGACGGACACGGCUGUGCCCUGCCGCCUACCCACAGUUCCGUGGGAGAAGUGUGAAGUCGUCACAGAUCAUCGCCAUGACAGGGAAACAAAUGUUUACAGUGUUCAGUAUUCCAGAGUUAAAGGUGGAGAGUCUGGCCCGGAGGGUGAUGAACCAGAGCGAAAGAGUUUUGAUGUGAAAGAUCAUUUGAAGCCAGACCUUACUGCUGAGGGUGAGGAGGAGGAGGAGACGCAAGUCCAGGAUUCCAGUGUCCGUGAGGACCGUUGCAGAGAGACCAUGGACAUCCCCAUAAGCCACACAGAGCAUGUUAGGGACCAUGGUGACGAGGCUGGCACACUGGCUCCAGAGGAGCAUGAUGCUUUGAGAACCAAACUCGACGGUUUAGAGAUGAGUGACGACUCCGCUGCAGGGAAUUCUGGGAUUGCAGUAAGAAGUGAGCUCUGUGGCUCAGGUGAAGUUGACGGUGAGGUCAGAGGUCAGAAAGACUCACAGGAAGAGGAAGUGAUGGAUCAGGAAGUGGAUCGUGGAGAUGACCCAGAAGCAGAAGCUCCACAGUCCAGUGCCAUCCACGCAGAACAAGGCGAGACAGUGGCCAGCGUCCUCCUCACUGAGCAAAGAGCCCCCGAGUCACAUGCCAGCCUUGCCAGCCAGGAGGAGACAGCGCCCGAUGCUGCCCAUCAAGACCAUGACGCACCACUGUCCCUCACCACGCACACAGACCAAGAAGAGGAAAUCCACGCACUGACUCACAGACUGGUGGAGGCGGUAGUGGCGUCAUCAGUUGAAUGUGUAAAUAAUGAAUUAAAAACGCAGGAUCGCCUGGAGGAAGUGCAUGAUGAGAGUCAUGCACAGGUAUCAGUGGCCAGCCUCACCUGUCCAGACCAGGUGGACAGCGCACACGACCUGAGGGGACAACAGGAGCCGACUUCAAAUCAACCUGUUGAACCACUGACUAUAUGGUAUGACGGAGAGGCAGGGCAAGAUACUGAAGCUGUACAUUCAUCUGGAAAUGAAGAGCGCAAACGUGGGCCGCAGGGAGAAGGAGAGAGAUCAAGAGGCGAAAGGAUUGAUGAGCCUGCUGAUGAUCAACUUUCAUGGGAGAACACGGAGGAGUCAGGGGAGGAAGUAGAUGAUGACGAUGACAAACAACGUGAAGAAGACGACAAAGGGAGAGAGGGCCAAAAAGCUGAGGACUUGGUGGAGGUGCUAGAACAGGAACAGGAAGUAGAAUUGCAGUUACAAGGCCAAGUCACAGAGUGUCAUGACAGUGAUGAGCAUCUGUGUGGAAAAGUGAAAGACUUUGUGAAGGAAGAGAUGAUGGUGCUGGAAUCAGUUUGUGAAGAAGAUGCCACAGCAGAAGUCAGUGAUAACAAAGAGCUGUGUGAAGGAGUGGAGCACAUUAGCUCUGAGGAAGACUAUGGAGACAGAGAGAUGAAGGAGCACAGCAGGAAUGACAACGCAGCUGCAAUGUUACAGGAUUUACCAACAGCAGCUGGACCGGUUACUGUGACGGACACAACACACACCAUUUCAGAGGUGAUCAAAGAGGACCUACUGCUAGUUAGACAAAGUGCACAGGAAAUGAACGCAAACCCACAGGAAAUGAUGGAUGUUGACAGUGAGGUCACAGAUAUUACCCUGGACGCUGGUGCAGAGGAACUGAGAGGACAAAAAGCAGAACCACUGAAGGAGGAGAGGGUGGGAGGAGAAGAGGAGGAAGAAGAAGAAGAAGAAGAAGAAGGAGGAGGAGGAGGAGGAGGAGGAGGAGGAGGAGGGGAAGAAGAGGAAAGAGAUGAGUUUGAAGGUUUGAGACCCACAGAGGAAUCAGAGGAUGAAGGAGUCUCCAUUGACCCCGAGGACACUGAUGUCCAGGAGGCACAUGAAGGAUGGCACUCUGAGGAAGGUGAAACCGAUUUCACUGAUGACUUCACAUCGCCUGUCACAGAGGCCAGUGAUGCCUUAUUGUAUGAGGCAGAGUUGGAGCUCAUUGAGACCGGGACAGAUGCUUCACUCCUGAGGGAAGACGCAGACUCGACUUCCACAGAGGCAGACCUAACCAGCGGACCCAAACACACAGGGUUGGACACACCCUGGGAAUCACAACUGGCACUGCAGGAAUCUGAAAUAGCUGCAGGAUCAGGUUACACAGAGAAUGGCCACGCAUCAGACAUCCUUAGAAAUACUCAUGAUGACAAUGUUAUGGCUGACACUGAGUUUGUGCCAUGUGGUGCGCCUGAAGAGAUGACUCUUAUGGACAUGUCUGUAUCAAAUCCAGUGUCUGAAUCAAUACAUAGACAGCAAGAGGAAGCAGAACUUAAAAUAAAGAUGCAAUUAUCUAAGGAAUCAAAAUCAUUGGAUGAGGGGAGUGAAUUAGAGCUCAAGGGGUCGACCACAGCAACACUCACAGACUUGUCAGUUGAAGAGGAAUUGAUGGAGUCAGAUGUUAUAUUUACGGCAGAGGCUGAGACGGAUGAAAACCCAGAGCUAUCUGAGGGCCCCAUGGACCCAAAAGCACCACCAGAGAGCAUCAUCCCAGAGUCUGAGAGAGAAUUUGGAGAAGAAUCAGUUCACACUGGCAGAACUCAAGUGCAGGAGUUGUGUAGAACAGGAUCCAUGAGUAGCGAUGAGGACAACGAACACAGAGAAACUCAGGAAGAAUUAAGAGCUUCAGAAAGUAACCUGGUAGAAAACAAAAGCGAACUGCUAGAAGACAAGGCAGGAAAUGAAUCUGCACCAGUGGCGGAGUGCCAAACAGAUAUGAAUGAAGAAGCUGAGUUGGAAGACACAGUGCCAGGAGAACGGGAUGGAAUCACAGCAGCAGGACCAGAUGACAUGGAGGAAGACUUGCAAAAGGCUUUAUCAGAAGACAUGGCAGGACUAAAUGAAGAACCAGAUGUUGAAGACAUGGCAGGACAAAAUGAAAAACCAGAUGUUGAAGACAUGGCAACCAUAGAGGUGAGGGAUGGAGAGGCGACACACCUGGAUGACAGGUUGCUGAAGAGAAAGCUGGAGCGUGCUGGAGCAGAGGAAGAGGCGCUAGAAGAUGAGCCAGACGUCACAGCAGGGCCAAAGCGGUCCUCUUUGGACUUCUCUGUCCAGAAGUCUCGCAUCGCAGUGAAGAACCCUCUGGUCCGCCCUCCCAAAGACCCACGCAGCCUCCUGAAUCUGGCCUCUCUGCAGCCCACCCCCAGGGCCCGUCCUCGGCAGGACGCCCUCCCUGGUGACCCCAACAGAAAGCCUCCCGCACGCGGGGUGCCCCCGGGAGGGGCUGGGGUCAUGGGUGUCAAGCUGCCUGGGUUAGGAGCUGGGUUUCCUGUGUUGAGAAAAACCAACAGAGAGCCGAAAGAGGAAGAGAGGGCCCAAAGCUCACUAUCACAGAAAUCUGACUCAGAACAGAAACAGACAGAGGAUGCGGCAGAGGAGGGGCAGACCAAAAGCAAACCCAAGUGGACGCCACCAAAGCAUGCCAUAGGGAUGGGGACGCCUUUCAUGAUGGCUGAAUUGAAGGGAAAACUGAGGAAGUCCCCCGAAAAAUAAGAGAAUGACCUGUGGCCAGAACUGAUGAAGUUUAACUGCAUGUCAGUUUGUUGUUGAGUGCUGGCAAGCUAUUUCUUAAUCAGUUACUUUGUGAUGGGUCAUGCCUUCUUUUCAUGACUUGAAUAAAUCAUAAAUGCCAAUGUAACUUUACUUUACUAGUGUUAAAUAAAUAAAUAAAUAAAUGAAAAAAUUGGAA
Molecule: messenger RNA, 4338 nt
Organism: Alosa sapidissima (American shad)
Lineage: Eukaryota; Metazoa; Chordata; Actinopteri; Clupeiformes; Clupeidae
Product: midasin
Exons: 6
Coding region: 396-4142 (1248 amino acids)
Source: RefSeq, a predicted model, not a curated record